Molecule: messenger RNA, 1407 nt
Organism: Aspergillus puulaauensis
Lineage: Eukaryota; Fungi; Ascomycota; Eurotiomycetes; Eurotiales; Aspergillaceae
Product: proline dehydrogenase family protein
Exons: 2
Coding region: 1-1407 (468 amino acids)
Cellular component (GO): mitochondrion
Molecular function (GO): proline dehydrogenase activity; FAD binding
Source: RefSeq, a predicted model, not a curated record
AUGAAGUCUCGGUCUCUUCCCACCUUUAAUAUUUGGUUGAUGCCUCGCAUUCUCCCACGACGAGGCAUAACCUUCUGGCGGCACCGCUCGACCAAGUCGGGCUUCUAUGAUGCAGCAAGCAAGUCUGCUUCGUCGGCCGUCCUGUCUCCCUCAGAGGUACCCUCGAUGGCAAGACUGCCGACUAAGCUUAUUCUGCGGUCGCUGGUCCUGACAUCUCUCAUGUCGUCCAAAUUACUCCUCAGGCCGUCCCUUGCUGCACUCGACAGUAUCACGAACUCAAAAUCCGCCAUCUUCAACCCGGACCGCAAUAGGAUCCUUAAUAAAAUCCUUCGCUGGACUGUAUACGACCAUUUUUGCGCGGGAACGAACCGCCAGGAAGUCUCCAAGACAGUAGCGGACAUCAAGAAAAUCGGAUAUCAAGGGGUUAUUCUGGGCUAUUCAAAGGAGAUUAUCGUGAGCCCGACCGAUGCCGUGGUCCAUGAUGGAUAUGGUUCGAAAGUACAUAGCGACCGAUGCUAUGAACUUGUGGACGAGUGGAAGAAGGGGACGUUGGAAACUUUACGCAUGGUUGGGGCUGGUGAUUAUCUGGCAGUCAAACUCACAGGUGCCGGUCCCAUUUGUAUCGAUGCUAUGGCAGAGAGAAAACCUAUGCCUCAGGUCGUAGCACAGGCAAUGGAUGAAAUCUGCGCUGCUACCCAAGAGCAGGGGUCGCGUUUGUGGCUGGACGCUGAACAGCAGGUCCUCCAGCAUGGACUCGAUGACUGGGCCAUUGAGAUCAUGAGGAAGCAUAACAGAUCCGGUCAGCCACUGGUAUACAAUACUAUCCAAGGCUACCUCAAAGGGUCAAAAGCAAACCUCGACCGUCAUCUGACUCUAGCAUCCGAAGGUGGCUUUGGGGUGGGAAUCAAGUUGGUCCGAGGAGCAUAUAUUGAACAUGAAAUUCGUUCUCAUAUCCAUGACACCAAGGACGAGACAGAUCAGUCGUAUGAUCUUAUCGCAGACACAAUGAUAUGCCAGCGAAUGCCCGAGAGCUCUAGGCUCGAUUUCCCGAAUGCUGCUCUCUUCCUUGCCACACAUAACGCUGCCAGCGCAGCCAAAGCAAUUGUCGUACACCAAAAGCGGCUCCUUGCAAGCAAACCCACCAUCUUACUAGAGUGUGGGCAGGUCCAGGGAAUGGCAGACGAGCUGAGUUGCGAGUUGGUGCAAAACUAUGAGCGAGCCAUGGAGCAGUCUACAGAAGCAAAUAUGCCAGUUCCGAAGGCAUUCAAGUGCAUGGUCUGGGGCUCUGUUGCGGAGUGCAUGCAGUACCUUCAUCGACGGUCCAUCGAGAAUAAGGGUGCAGUUGAGAGAACCCAGCAUAUGGUAACGGCCUUGAAGCAAGAGCUUUGGCGCAGGGCCUUUGGUUGA